AUGAAGAAGUCUUUUCGACACGUCCUGCCCCUGAAAACAUCCCCUCACAAUACUCGCAAAGGAUCUGAUGCUAAGACUCGUCUCUCGACUCUCGACAUCUCUCAAGGCCGCGAUGUCGUUCUCGAACUUCGGUGUCACAAGUUCUUUGCUCACAGAGCCGUGUUAAGCGAGAACUCGCCAUUCUUUAAAAGAGCAUUCAACUCAAAGUUCUCUGUUGCCACCAGCUUGAUGUUUUCUCUUGACGACAUAGACGAUGACCCUGAGAUUGUCGCUACGAUCCUGAACCAUGUGUAUCACGUUCACAAUGAGGACAUCCCUACUCUAAGUGCUGGACAUUUCACUUUAGACAAGAAGACAGAGUUUUGCUACUCUGUGUACAUGACUGCAGACAAGUACGAUUGCCCUCUUGUUCGUCAGGAAGUAUGCAGACGCUUCUUCAACGCUACUGGAGCACUGGUUAAGCAAAGCGGUAGUACCUCCACUUUGACACCAAUCGUCGCCACGAUCUGCGGCCCUAAAGCUCUGCAGCUCACGGAUUUGUCACUGGAGCAAUGUAUGUUGAAGAUCUGUGCAGUUUAUAUCGAUGCAUUUGUCCUCGAUAGAGGCUUCAUCAGAGAGCUCGGGCAGGGUAAUGUUCUCAGUAUCGGCAACCAUGAGAAGCUAGAUGCUCUGCUGAGUCAUCGUCAUGGCACAGAUGUCUCUGUUCUGCCUGAUAUUCAGGCCCAUUUGGAGAGAUAUGGCCAUUUGAGAAGAUUGUCAUCGAUGUGGAGCCAAGGGUAA
Aureobasidium subglaciale EXF-2481 is the source of this 780-nucleotide messenger RNA. RefSeq lists its product as uncharacterized. NCBI's taxonomy places the organism in Eukaryota, Fungi, Ascomycota, Dothideomycetes, Dothideales, Saccotheciaceae. Gene Ontology annotation, molecular function: protein binding. The coding region runs from base 1 to 780 and encodes 259 amino acids. The transcript has 2 exons. The record is from RefSeq and is a predicted model, not a curated record.